GAGAAAGAGAGAGAGAGAGAGAGAGAGAGAGAGGGAUGGAAAUUGGAAAUUGGUAUGGGAAUGAGCACUCACUAAAUCAAGUUGCGAAAAGAAGAAGAAGAAAGCAGACAACUGGGAGCAAAAGCAGAAGCAGAAGCCGAAAAGAAACCAAAAGCAGAGAGGCGUAUAAAAAUCGAUACGUCCAAAAGGAAGUGAAAAGAAGUUUGGGCGGAAAGAAAGGAGGGAGAAGGUCGGAGAGGACGGAGGGGGAGGGCCGCAUGAGGCUCCACAGGAAGUGUUAACCGCAUGCAUCCAACAGAGUGUCUGCUUCCCGACUUCCGCUGCUACUUUGAUGAAUACAAUACCAUCGUUCUCAAUUUCUACUCUUCCUUGUACUGAUCUUGAUUUUUCGCUUUAUAUAUCUGCUCUGCCUUCCCAUAGCAGAGAGGAGCCUGCGGCAUCGUAGCAAAGAUUGGGUCCCGAAAGCAAGCUUUUCCUGAAUCGUUGGGGGGACAGCGAAAAGUUCCGAUUUUUGGCUAUUCAGGGCUCGUGGUGUUCGUCUCCGAUCUCUUCCGGCCGUCAUAAUUGUAGCUUUCGAGCCAUGUAUAUGACGUUGUCCUUAUUCAUGUUUCUCUGUCUAUUGAAUUGUUGAAAAACAUAAUCUUCGAUUUUUGUUUGACCAUCGACAACUCUGAGGGUGUCUUUCUUUCGCCUUCGUGGGCUUUUGAGAAGUUCUAUAUAGCUCUCCGCUUUUGGAAAUCAGUACAUUGGUGCCCGAGAAAGCUGCUCUUGGUAUAAGAAUGGCGGCAGAUCAUAACUUGAAUUUCAACCAUGGAAGAGGCUUCUCACAAUCUUUUAGCAACCAAAAUGUUGUUCCUUUUCAGUCCGAAGUGGUGAACAGUGCAACAGGGUUGAUGUCAGGAGGAAUGCAUAGUUCAGGUGAAAUUAGUGGCAUGGCAGGGAUGAUCAUGCCCAGGAACCUUGGCACACAAAGCAAUACUUCUUCUAUGAUGUCGCUCCCUGGUAAAUCUUCUGGAAACAUCAUUCUUGAAUCUGCCCACCCACUCAAGCAUAGUCCAGCAGUGGCUGUCCGUUGGUCUUUUGAGGAAUUGAUUGUGUUGAAACAAUGCCUUGUGGCAUAUGCUGACGAACCUAAUAUAAUGAAGUACAUCAAGAUAGCAGCUAGGUUGCCUGACAAGACAGUGAGGGACGUUGCAAUGAGGUGCCAGUUGAUGACUAAGAAGGAGAUUGGUAAAAGACGGAAGCUAGAAGAUUAUCAUGCAGACAAGAAGGUAAAAGAUAGCAUGGAAAAGAUGGCAUAUUCUUCCUCAGUGGCUAGUGUGAAUUCUGUUCGAUCAGACAACAUGACCACCUAUUCUUUUCCGAUGCUUGAUGUGCACUGCAGUAAUCAGCUUUUAUUGAAAGCCUCUCCGAUAAACAGUGAAACCCAGCGCCUUCUAAUUGAGAAUGUUACCCUUCUCGACCAGAUUGGAUCCAACCUUGAAAUGAGUAAGGUACAUGAUAAUGUCAACCUAUUCUUUCGUACAAGAGAUAACAUAAGAACCAUUUUAAAUAGCAUCAGUAGCAUGCCAGGUAUUAUGAGUCAGAUGCCUUCAUUGCCAGUGUCAAUGGAUGACAAUCUUUUCCAGUCCAUUUUUCCCCUUAUCAGUCAGGUGUAUGUGCCUGGAAGCAGUCAUUUAAAGGAAGAGCCAAGAUUCUGGUAACAUGCUGAGUGCAUGUUCUCUUCCUGAAAUGAAUGAAGGUGGUUGGUUAAAGCUUCCUCGCUUGACUGCUGCAUCCUUCAAGGAGGAUCUCAGUCUGGAUCUUAAGGUGCAUCAAGCACGAGGUAGUUCAAGUUUCUGAUGCCUGGGUGUCCAGUACGUCCUGUCACUGCAGAUUGAGCUUCUACUGCAGGGUGUCCAUGUAUAUGCUUCGUCAGAUAGGAAGUAUUUACACAAUAGCAUGAUUAGGCGCUUUCAGGUUUAGUGAUUCUUUUGCUUUUUAUCAUAUUCUUUUUCCUAAUAAGCAUUUUAGGGUGAUAAGAAAUGUAGUCCCGACAGAACAAUUGUUGUACUUAAUUAAAUUAUUUUAAGAAUGAAGAAUAGACUUCUAUUACCAGAUAA
Musa acuminata subsp. malaccensis (wild Malaysian banana) is the source of this 2102-nucleotide messenger RNA. RefSeq lists its product as uncharacterized. Lineage: Eukaryota; Viridiplantae; Streptophyta; Magnoliopsida; Zingiberales; Musaceae. The record is from RefSeq and is a predicted model, not a curated record.